CGGCGCUCCCGCCGGGGUAGGCUGCGCGCCGGAUAUAUGCGGCCGGCGGCAGAGCACGCUGCUGCGUGAGGCGCUCCUCGUCCGCCGGGCCGGCCUGUGGUGAAGCGGCGCCUCCCGCUCCCGUCCCGCUCCGCCCGCAGUUUUCAGUUGACCAAAGAAAUGGUGAUGGAGAAGCCAAGUCCCCUGCUGGUCGGGCGGGAAUUUGUGAGGCAGUACUAUACCCUGCUGAACCAAGCACCUGACUACUUGCACAGGUUUUAUGGAAAGAACUCUUCCUAUGUCCAUGGUGGCUUGGAUUCCAAUGGAAAACCAGCUGAUGCAGUCUAUGGGCAAUCUGACAUCCACAAGAAGGUGCUGUCAUUAAACUUCAAGGACUGCCACACAAAGAUUCGUCACGUGGACGCCCACGCCACCCUCAACGAUGGUGUUGUGGUGCAGGUGAUGGGGGAGCUCUCCAACAACAUGCAGCCCGUGCGCAGGUUCAUGCAAACCUUCGUGCUCGCACCCGAGGGUUCUGUUGCAAACAAGUUCUAUGUCCACAAUGAUAUCUUCCGCUACCAGGAUGAGGUUUUUGGGGACUCUGACACCGAGCCUCCAGAGGAAUCAGAGGAGGAAGGGGAGGAACCUGAGGAAAGACAGCAGACACCUGAGGCUGUUCCUGAUGAUACUGGUGCUUACUAUGAGCAGGCUGUCAGCAAUGACAUUGAGGAACACCUGGAAGAAACAACUGCAGAGGCAGAGCCUGAGCCAGAGGCAGAACCUGAACAGGAACCUGAACCAGAGGCGCAGGAAGAAAAGUCUGAGCCAGUAUUAGAGGAGUCAGCUCCAGAAGAGACGGUGGAAAAGAGUCCUUCUCCAGCUCCUGCUGAUCCAGCUCCUGCAGUGCAAGAGGACUCAAGGACAUUUUCCUGGGCAUCAGUAACCAGCAAGAACCUUCCUCCCAGCGGGGCUGUUCCAGUAUCAGGAAUACCACCUCAUGUUGUGAAAGUACCGGUCUCACAGCCCCGCCCUGAGGCAAAGCCCGAGUCUCAGACCCCACCUCAGAGACCUCAGAGGGAUCAGCGAGUGAGGGAGCAGCGAACAAGCAUCCCACCACAGAGGGGUCCUAGGCCAAUUCGCGAGGGUGAACAAGGCGAUGUGGAAACCAGACGGAUUGUGAGAUACCCAGACAGUCACCAGCUUUUUGUUGGGAACCUUCCCCAUGAUGUGGAUAAAUCUGAACUUAAAGACUUUUUCCAAAAACUUGGCUUUUCUCUUGCAGGCUAUGGCAAUGUUGUUGAACUCCGCAUCAACAGUGGUGGAAAGCUCCCCAAUUUUGGGUUUGUGGUGUUUGAUGAUCCUGAACCAGUUCAGAAGAUCCUUAGCAACAGGCCCAUCAUGUUCAGGGGAGAGGUGCGCCUGAACGUGGAGGAGAAGAAGACACGAGCUGCCAGGGAGGGUGACCGCAGAGAUAACAGACCUCGUGGACCUGGAGGCACUCGUGGGGGGCUGGGAGGUGGGAUUCGAGGGCCUCCACGUGGAGGAAUGUCCCAGAAGCCAGGAUUUGGAGCUGGAAGAGGGAUCGGGCAACGCCAGUGAAGGCAUCAUCGCGGAUGUUGACACGGAGGCGCAAACCCUUUUUCCUGCAGAUUUGUGAAUUUCAGCCUUGGGUAUCUUGGAAUGUGGCCCUAGCCUGUUAUAGACUGCUACGUUUGAUACUAUUUUGGCCCCUUUUUGUUUGUGUUAUGGUUCUGUGAUUUAUUUUUUUUCUAGUCCUUGUCCCAGAUUCCAGCUUUGUGGAACAACGUUUUAGGAAAAGUGGAUUUUAAAAAGAGAAGAACUGAAUUUUCUUGUUAACCUCAAACUUACGGACUGAAUUUUUUUGGUACCAGUGGUUUUUCCUAAAGGAAUGUCUCUACUUUUUUUUCUUUUUUUUUUUUUUUUUCUCUCCCCUUUCUACUGAAUUUGGGUGCAUUUCAGUCAGUGGAAUGAUAUUUCACGUGCAUGCGUUCAAGAGCCUGUAGGAAAACAUAGUACUUGGCAAGUAUUUCAAGGGCAGAAAAACAAAACUAUUGAUGUUUCUUUGAGGGUCAUAUGAACAUCCUCUGGUGUGGAGAUAUUGCCACUUGAAAAAUUGACUUUCACCUUUCUCUUUGUGGCGCUGUAAGAGUGGAAUAAUGGGUAUCUGUAGAAUCUCUUUUUCUUUUGAUACAUGAUCACAGAAAGGAAUUCGAACUACUGUUUUACCACUUUGAAAUUUUGGAUUGUGGGAUAGCUUUUAAAUGUCUAGAACUUGACUCUUCAAACACUUUUCCUGAACUUGUGAAAUUUUUUAUUGAAAUAGGGAGUUUUUUUCAUGUUUAGUUUGUAUUUGUAUAAAAAAAAGCAAAAUUGUUGUGCCUUCUAUUUAUCUCUCAUUCCAGUUUUGGCAAAUUGUUUUAAAAAAUAAAAAUAAAAAAGGUCUAGAUUUGCUUUAUCAA
Myiozetetes cayanensis is the source of this 2459-nucleotide messenger RNA. RefSeq names its product G3BP stress granule assembly factor 1 (gene G3BP1). Gene Ontology annotation, cellular component: ribonucleoprotein complex; cytosol. Gene Ontology annotation, molecular function: mRNA binding. The transcript is spliced from 12 exons. The record is from RefSeq and is a predicted model, not a curated record. NCBI's taxonomy places the organism in Eukaryota, Metazoa, Chordata, Aves, Passeriformes, Tyrannidae. The coding region runs from base 160 to 1578 and encodes 472 amino acids.